UUAUUGUUAUUGUAGCAUAAUUUUAUUUUAGAUCUUUAAUUUAGAUCUAGUCUACAGUCUAUCGAGUACAUAUUCCUAGAUGAGACUCUAUUUAGGGAAUUAGUCUAUCGUAAAAGAUAUUUUUUUUAAAUCGGUAUAUCUAUAUAGAUAUAGACUCCAUCUAGACUCUAGAUUCAAACUAUUUGUCGACCACAGACUACACUACCAGAGAGUUGAAAUGCGUGACAAUCCUAAUCUUUUUAAACCACACAAAUGAAACGUAUAUUUUGGGACAUGUAACUAAACUCUUUACAUACCGCAUGAUAAGGAUUUAAGGUGAAGCUGUUGAACCAAAACACAAGCCAUUUAAGAAUCAAACAAAGGUCGAAAGUGGUCAACUGAGUGUCAACAGCCAUGACAGAAACAAGUUUUGAUACAUUGGUAAAGGAAAUAGGGGAGGCUGUAAAACUAGAUGAUGACAGUCAGGUCAAGGAGGCAUACAAGAAAUAUGUUGUCUGCAUCUAUAAGAUAGCUACAAAUCUUGUUCUGGCCUUGAACCAUGCAGGUGGUGAUGUGAUAGUGAAUAAAAAGAUAAACAAAGAAGUGAAAUUAGCGGCUCAGUGUGUGGACAGAGUCGCAGUAUUGAUUGAAAAAUUAGAUAAAUCUCCCAAACCUAAGCAAACCAUGAAAUCCUUCACAGACUCAGUCAAGUCCAUCCUAAAAGAGCAACCUUUGAAAGCUUUCAGAUCAACCAAGCAAACAACAAUAAAGUCUGGAUUUUCAAAUAAUUUGGUUCCUUCUCUACCACCUGAAAAUAAUCCUUAUAUAUUUCGUGUGGAAAAAACUAGAACAUUGUCCCCAAUGGAGAUUGCUCAAAAACAGAAUCAGUCGCUGAUGGCUGCAUAUAAAGCUAGGAUGAACAGAUUGAAUAGAUCAGACUUCAAUGCUUUUAAUUAUAGUUUAACAAUUCAACGAAAGCUAGCAGAGAACAUUGCCAUAGCCAGGGCACAAGAAGAAGAGAUUGCUAGAAAGAUGCAAGCAAGGAACCAAAGGCUGGAAGAAGAAGCUGCCAAACGAUUUGCCACACCUAUUGGAAUGUCAAAAGCUGAGCAAGAGCAGAGGCAGAUCUAUAAGCGAAUAUUGGAAUAUGAAAAUGAAGCUAAAUGGUUGAAAAACUGGAGAAGUAAGCUAGAAGCCAGCCCAGAGGAUCCGAUUCUAAUCAGCCAACUGGUUGCUGAAGUACUUCGCUGUGCUGACCAUCCUCUGACGGUACUCUUGAAAAAGUACCAGCUUAAAAUCUAUGAGAGGUUGUAUCCCUUGGUGAAUGACAAGCAUAAAGGACUGGACCAAAUCAAAAUUCCACUUUUGAAAAGUGAAUGGCCAACGUUAGAUGAAGUUUCAGACAUUGUCUUCAAAAGACAGACCUCUUUACAAUCUCCAUCAGCUAGCCAAGAGAGAAAGUCUUUCACAGAUGACUGCCAACAAAAGAAUGGGGAUGCAGUGGAUGGUCCAUGUCAAGCUUCAGGCAUUGAUAGUCCAUCAGCUUUGUUAGUCAGAAAUGAAGAUGACUGGGAUGACCCUUUGUGUGUGCGAUCUGAAUCUAGUGAUUCUCUUAAAACUAUUUCCAAGGAUAGCCAGGAUUUAUUGCAAGCAAACAGUGAAGAAGAUAACAGCCUUACAUCCCCGAAAGAAAUUGGAGAUGAGAAGAAUGGUUCAAUAACUAUGGCUAGUUCUAGCAAUCAGAGUCCAUCCAAGUUUGAAACUGCCAUGGCUGAAUCUAAGCAAAAUUUAGAACUAGCCUUGCAAGAAGGUCAAGACUUGGCCAGCCAGUUAUCCUGGGAGAGGAGGCAGGCCCAGCUGCUGAUGAGGCAGGUCACUCAUGACUACAGCUCCUACAAGGUCGACAACUAUGAUGAGGAUAACUUGGAUUAUCUGUUUGACGAGGAUGAAAGUGGUGAGAAUUGUGGAGAUCUAACUCAGCAGUUCUGGGAGAGCCUUAUGUCUCACAGAGAUCACUGUCCCCCUGCAGGGGAUGAGAGCUCUGGCCAAGAUAAAGGCUCAACACUGGGCCGUAGUGUUAGCCAUCAGUUGCCUGGCCCACCUUUGACCUUUGAUGAUCCAGAAAAAACUUGUCACAGCUUGCCUGCGAGUUUUGAUGAGCCGGAUGGAGUGGAUGCUAAAACCUUUUCAAAAAUGCAUUUAGAAGCUUACAAAAGACACCUUGCUUCCAUUUCAGAAGAUAUUCACAGAUAUUUGGAGAAACUUUUAGUGAUGAUGACUAUAGCCUAUGAGCCUCUGGACACUCCAGUCGGAAGAGACCAGUGUGCUGUGUCCUUAGAGGAACCUUUCUUUAAGCCAAUUUGGAAAACACUUUUCAGACUCUUCAGAGUUGUCAACUACAAGCAGGAGCUGGUCCUGGCUAGCAUCAUGACUAAAUAUUCAAAUAUCACCCCUGAGGACCUGAAAGUGUCCAAAAAGCUUUGUUUGACAGACUCUGACACUCAGCCAUACCAGGCAGCUAUCACAGAAUUGUCCCAUGUCCAAGAUUACUACACAAUGUUGACUAAGCUGGAGUGUGUAGUUAAAGUGUGUCGCAUGAUCUGUGAGUGCGUUGAUGAAUAUUACAAGAAGAUUCAAGAUGGAGACGCUAGCAAGAAGAAAGCUCCAUCAUUGGGAGCAGAUGAUCUUCUGCCAAUCUUGAGUUAUGUGAUAAUUAGGAGUGGUCUCCCCCAACUGGCAGCAGAGUGUGAGGCUAUGACAGAGUUUAUUCACGAAGGUUACAUGAUGGGGGAAGAAGGAUACUGUUUGACAACGUUAAGAACUGCCCUCAAUUUUGUGACAUCUUUAUACCCAUCAUGCCUGACUAGCUAAUCAGUUUAUCCAUGGACCAAGACAGUUACCCAGAAACUUUACAAAUGUUAAAUCCCUCUUACAAUGUAUCAUAAUUUUUGUAAAAUGUUUGAAUUAUUUUGAUUAUCUUUGAUUUUCUUAAUGAAAAAAGUUAUUUUCAUAAACUGUUAGGUUAUAUAGACCAAGUAGCAUUUAUUUAUUUGCCUUUGUUUAUUUAUGUUGAUGUGAUGAGUUAUGUCUACUGCUUUUGAAUCUUUUGAAUCUGUUGGAAACUUGGAAUAGGGAUGAGUUUAAAUGUGUAUAUGACCUACCAAAAUGCAUUAGUUCAGAAGCACAUGUUAGAUUUUUUGCAGACGAAUGCAUAAUAUAUAGAACAACAACAAAAACAACACAAUAUACUGACAUUUUAAAAUGAGAAUUAGAAGAAUUGGAAAUGGAAAUCAAAUUUGAGCAUUUCUUUCCACCCAGAAAAAUGUCAAUUAUUAAGAGUAACAAAAAAACUAAAGUAAAUAAAAACUACUCAUCUUAUUCAUGGGAAACCACACAGACUCAAAACUCCAAAUGGUGUUAUUAUAAAUGAACAAUUAUCAUAAAAUCCCCAUAUUGAUGAAUUUAUUAAAAAAUCAAACAAAACAUUAGGGUUAAUAAAAAGAAAUGUUUACAAACAGAAACAUAAAACUGUAAUGCUAUUUAACCUUGGUUAGGCCAAUAUUAGAAUAUGUGUCCUAUGGUUGGGACACCUCAACUCAAGAAACUAGAACAAACACAAAAUAUAGCAGUGAGAUUUAUAACAAAGGAAUAAUCAUAUUUGAUUAGUGUAACAUCUUUAGUAAAAUCACUAGAUUUUGAGACUCUUCAGGACAGAAGAAAUUAAAGUAGCAAUAAUACAUAAAACAAUGAACAAUAAAUUACAAAUACAAAAAAUAAAAGCUAAUAAAAUACUACAAAAGACACAAAGAUAAAGGCACAUUCCUUAUUUCAUAUGCUAGGACAAAUUUUUACAAAGCUCUUUCUUCCUUAAUGCUAUUAAAGCAUGUAAUGAGUUGCAUAAAUCAGACAGGAAAAUCAACAACUUGGCACAUUCUAAGUCCCUGAUUAACAUGCAUGGACACAUUGAUAUGCCUAGGACAUUAUUAUCAUUCUCUUUUGAAGUAACAUCUGUAAUUUAUAAGAUGAUUUAAGACAUAAAGACAUACAUAUAUUUCUUUAUUUAGCUCUGUGAUGAAGAUUCUUGUUUGAUGUGAAAGAAACUUUUUUUUUUCAAGCUUUGGCUUGAUAGCACCAUUCCUGACAAAUGUUUUUUUUAAUAGUUAUCAUUUUGAAUGAAAGAGUAUUUAAAAGAUAUUAUUAGUUCAAAACAUUUUUUUAGUAAAAUUUUUCUUGGCAGUAGUUUUCUAUUCAUUUCAUACUUUAAUGGUAAUGAUGGCAGAGCAAAAUUUGCUAAGUCAAAACAUAGGAACUCCUAAAAGUGAAUGGCUGCCUGGUCGUGUGGUAUGUGCGCUGGACUGUUGUUUGGUUGUCUCAGUGGUCCAGUGUUCAAAUCUUGCCUGCCACCUCUGUCAACCUGGAGUUUGGACGAUGAAGUAGACUAUCUUCAACUCUGAAGGAACACCUGAAAGUGUAUGUUCUGUACAUAAUAAAAACUUUCAAUAGGUUAGGACUAUAAGAAGAGUUUAUAAACUGUUUUUGCAAAACAAUAAUGUUAUUUGCAAUGUUUUAUACUGCAGAAUUCAAUUGUGAAACUGUUCCAUUUGUUGCACAGAAUAAUAGAAAUAAGAAGGACUAUUAGAGAUUUGAAUAUGUCAAUGGAUCUAAUAAAUUAUUUUUAUAAGAGGCUGUGAUUCCAUUUUAUGUUUUUGUUUUUUUUUGGAAGGAGAGGAAAGGGUGUGUUUGCUUUUGUUUUCAUUGAACAAGUGAAAUGAUAUUUAUUAUAUUUAUGCAAAUAUUUUAUUUUCAUGAAAUGUAAGUACAUGAAUCAUUCAGAUUACUAUGAAUGAUAAAACUGUUUUUUUUAUAUUACUUAAACUUAAGUUUUAUAUCAGUUCCAAUUAUUUCAUUUAUUCAGUUCUAUUGUGUAUUUGAAGCUUUUUCAUACUAAAACUUAAUUGAUUCACCUUUGAGAGAAACUGUUUUUUUAGUUAGUCUAUUUUUUUAUGUUUUUCAUCAACCAUGUUUCAUUUGUUGUGUUAUCGUAGUGUUUUUUUUUAAGCAUGAAUGUAACACAGCAGAAGCUUUAAGUCUGGCAUCAGAAAAAAGAUGCAGUGAAAAGACUAGCAUGUGCACUUAACCAACAUUCAAACUAUUCAACUGAGGAGCUUUCAGAAAUAAGGGCACAAUAAACUAACAUUUUAUGCAUCCAAAAGAAGCAUGGUGGCUGAGUGGUAGAAUGCUUGGUUUCAACAUGAAGGGGCCAUAAGUUUAAAUCCAGGUUAGGAAUGAGAUUUUGAAUUUUGGGAUUCUUAGGACAUCCCUGAGUCCACCCAGCUCUAAUAAAUGCCUGACAUUAGACUGGGAAAGUGCUGGCCACACAACACCCCCAUUAAAUCAUUAGACUUUAAAGCAGAUGAUCUUUACCCUCUCAUGGAUCUCAAGGUCUGAAUAGGGAACCUAAAGUAUGUAAAUCCAUUCAUUUUAGGAAAUGUUUUUAUAAAAGAGUGACCUAUCUUUCAAAUUUACUAUAUUAACAAAAAAUAUAUAAUAAAAUAUACAAUAUUUGCUUGGUGCCCUGCCGUGUUUUCUGUAUUUUACUUAUGUUGUUU
This is a messenger RNA of Biomphalaria glabrata, 5588 nucleotides long. RefSeq names its product VPS9 domain-containing protein 1-like. Bases 394 to 2850 code for a protein of 818 amino acids. Gene Ontology annotation, cellular component: cytosol; endocytic vesicle. The record is from RefSeq and is a predicted model, not a curated record. Gene Ontology annotation, biological process: vesicle-mediated transport. Gene Ontology annotation, molecular function: guanyl-nucleotide exchange factor activity; small GTPase binding. Lineage: Eukaryota; Metazoa; Mollusca; Gastropoda; Planorbidae. The transcript is spliced from 18 exons.